AUGUGGUGUCAUACUGCUCUGUCCCUGCAGCACAUACACAGCAGGCUAGCACCAGGGGCACCAUUCAGUUUGCUGGGUUACUCAUUUGGAGGGUUGCUGGCACUGGAACUGGCCCUGGAACUAGAGGCAGAGGGGCGGGAGGGACACCUGUAUCUAUUGGACAGUGCCCCCAUCUUCGUGAAGUUAUGGGUCAAACAUGUGAUGGGUAGUAACGAGAAGAAGUUUGAGGCAAAUCUCUUAUGCAGAAUGUUCAGUGUCAUUGCACCACAUGAAGCUACAGCAGCAGCUGUCAGUAAGUUGGCUCAGGAGAUUACGCCUAUGAAGACCUUGGAUGAGAAGGCAGAUCACAUGUUCACUUUACUUCCUGUGUUAAAAGACAGAGCUCAGCAUUUCAGAGCUGCUGCUAAGAUGAUCAAGUUUCGCGUAAAGGCUGCUGUGGGCUAUGAAUGGAACCCCAGUAAGAGGAUCAAGUCUCAUACUAUUCUUCUGAGGCCUACUUCAUCUGCAUAUGAAGUAGAAGAAGAUUAUGGACUCUCAAAG
Molecule: messenger RNA, 540 nt
Organism: Cryptotermes secundus
Lineage: Eukaryota; Metazoa; Arthropoda; Insecta; Blattodea; Kalotermitidae
Exons: 2
Biological process (GO): biosynthetic process
Source: RefSeq, a predicted model, not a curated record